UUACAUGCUGCUUCGAGGGCAUGUGAAAAUUUUAUGAUUUCGGGAGGAGGACGCGACCUUCAAAACCCCGGGGAAGUCAAAUCGAAACCCGCGACCGUGGCCGCCGGCGUCCGGGCGAUCCACUCCCACUGGCCGCCGUUCUCGAGUUCUUCGUGAGAUGGCGUCCAUCAGGCGAACCUUCUUGGCGGCGACCGACCUCGAUCGUUCCUGCCGCCACCACGCCUUACUGCACCGGAAAGGCUCCCUCUCCUCUUCCUUCUCCUCCCGCGGGAAGCUACAGCAGCACCAUAACUCUUGGCGGAGGUGGUGCCUGCUUCGGUUGCUCCUUUUCUUCCUAUUCGGCUUUCUUUUCGGACUAUUCCCCUUCGCUGACCUCGAAGAUUCCAGCUUUCGCCCCCGACGCCUCUCUUUUGGUUCCUCCUCCUCCGCAAUCUUAACGACGGCCACCGAUAAUAGCGGUAACAGUUACCUUCCCCGUCGUGCUCUGGGGAACGUCGCUUUGCGCUACCGUGCCAGUCAGAUCGAUGGUGCGCGAUUUAUUAAAGACGCUAGCAAUCCGCCGCCAUUCAAGCUUCCACAGGAUCAGUCGGGCGAUGGGAAGCUGCUGCUCAUCGUCACUCCCACGUACAGUCCGGCGUUCCAAAGGUUAUACCUGAGUCGGCUGGGCCAGACACUUAGGCUGGUGCGGCCACCCCUACUUUGGAUAGUGGUGGAAAUGAAUGAAGCCACAGUUGAGACAGCAGAUAUCCUCAGGGGAACGGGCGUCAUGUACAGGCAUCUUGUCUGCAAGAAGAAUUUGACCGACACCAUGAACAGGGGCGUCCACCAGAGGAACACCGCGCUUGAGCACAUCGAGCGGCAUCGCCUGGAUGGUAUUGUGCACUUCACAGAUGAAGAUAGCAUUUAUUCCCUUGAACUGUUCGAGCGUCUGCGGGAGAUCAGGAGAUUUGGUGUUUGGCCUGUUGCAAUGCUUGCUCAGAACAAAAACGAGGCUAUACUUGAAGGUCCAGUGUGUAAUGGAAGUCAAGUAAUUGGAUGGCAUACUAAUGAGAAAAGCAAGAGAUUGAGGAGAUUUCAUGUUGAUAUGUCUGGUUUUGCAUUCAACAGCUCCAUAAUAUGGGACACCAGGAGAUGGAAUCGUCCAAAUAUGGAUGCCAUUCAGCAACUAGAUACAAUGAACAAGGGCCUUCAGGAGACAACAUUUAUAGAGCAAAUAGUAGAGGAUGAGAGUCAAAUGGAAGGCAUACCAUAUGGUUGCUCAAGGAUCAUGAAUUGGCACCUCCCUCUAGAGGCAAAAGAUCUUGUUUAUCCUAAAGGAUGGCAAGUAUCUAGGAACUCUGAUGCUGUGGUUCGAUUAACAUGAAGUAGUUUUUCUUUCCCCUUCACAAGGCUAUAGCAUUUAUUUGGGUGCCAUAGCACGACUGCCCCUGGUUGUUCCAUUAAUCAACUUCCAGAGUAUAAUUCUAACUCGAGGUUGGAUCAGCACAGUUGAGAAUGCAUCACCACAUGGAUUGUUUAUAUCUUUCAGUCAUUUCAAUCAUGAACAGGUUCAUUCAUGAUAUGAAAAGGCUAUAAAUUUGGUGAAUCUCCAAAAACCUUGUAAGAAGCUGCUUUCAGCAUCAAUUUUGAGUUGUUUUUCAUGUC
This is a messenger RNA of Zingiber officinale, 1644 nucleotides long. RefSeq names its product probable beta-1,4-xylosyltransferase IRX9H. Gene Ontology annotation, molecular function: galactosylgalactosylxylosylprotein 3-beta-glucuronosyltransferase activity; xylosyltransferase activity. Gene Ontology annotation, biological process: glucuronoxylan biosynthetic process; plant-type secondary cell wall biogenesis. The transcript has 5 exons. NCBI's taxonomy places the organism in Eukaryota, Viridiplantae, Streptophyta, Magnoliopsida, Zingiberales, Zingiberaceae. The coding region runs from base 158 to 1363 and encodes 401 amino acids. Gene Ontology annotation, cellular component: Golgi membrane. The record is from RefSeq and is a predicted model, not a curated record.